UAUCCCACCUCUAAUAAUGUUGUUUUGGUAAACAAGAACGGAUAAAAGAAAACAUGAGCUUUAUACAAUUUGAGAGUGGCAGGGAAAAAGACAAGGCGCGUCAGGAGCUUCGGGAGGCCCGGUCUGAGAUGCUACAGCAGGCCAAGGAUCGGGCGGAGCUCCGUGGCCAGCGGGAACGACAAAGGGAACUGCGCGGCGAAACCGACUGGAUGCUGCCCGCGGUGGCCAAAAAAUUGGAAAAGGCCGCCAAAAAACCAAAAAAGAAGAGUUCCAAGCACAAGUCCAGGUCCAAAUCCAAGUCAUCCAAAAAAAGUAGGAAGCGUCACAGCAGCAGCAGCGACAGCGACAGUUCCUGUUCAAGCUCAUCCUCAUCCACCUCAUCGUCUAGUGAGGAUGAAAAAGAGCGAAAGCGUCGCAAAAAGAAAUCCAAAAAGAGCCGUAAGGAAAAAGCCAGCGAAGAUGAAUGGGUUGAGGCUCCUCCGCCUCCCACAGCGGACAAGGUGACGGAGAAGCAGCCUGCCCAGCGGGACAGUUGGAUGACCAGCGAAGCUCUUCUUCUGAAAACAUUUUCCAGGGAACGCAAAGAACCAGCCAAACCCAACGAGAAGGCACAACAAAUUGAUGCGUACGAUCCAGCUAAAAGUGGGCGUGAGCUGAAUCCAUACUGGAAGAGCAACGGCACGGGUCUGCCCGGCUUUCAAAAACCACAAGACGAUGACGACCGACAGGACAAGCUGCAUACCACUAGCUCCGGUCAGGGAUCUUCGCGCGGAUGGCGAAAACCUGGUGCAAGAGCUCCCAGUCCACCAAGGAGAAGCAGAUCUCGCUCUAGGAGUGUCACUUCUUCUGACGAAGAGGUGGAGGAGCAGCCCAAGUCCACCCCAUCAUACCUCACAGAUGAGCAAAUCAACGACUUGGCUGGUAAGGCUAUUAAAGCAGAACUGAAAGGAAAAAAGGAGCUGGCGGUGGAACUUAAUCAGCAGCUUGAAACAGCACGUAAACAGAGAGCAGAGUUUAUUGCCUCUGGCCAGUCGGCACCAAAGGCAAAUGCCAAACCAGCCAAGUCCAAAGCCUCUGCAGACCACGUGCUGCUCACCAAGGUGGAUAAGAGCGGCAAUGUGCGGCCACUGGUGCAAACCACUGAUCCCAAUGAACUGUACGGCGGACGAAGAGGACAAAAACGCAGUAACAAAAAGGUGGACACCCAUGUAGAUGGCCAACGUGUUAGAUACUUCGCUGAUGACGACCGUUAUGAUAUUAAGCAAAUGUUUGAGCGGGAGAAGCAUGCUACGGCCGCAGAAGCCAACCUGCAGUAUGCCGACAUUGUGUCCAAGCACAAGAAUCCCAAUGAUGAUUUAGAGGAUAUAUUCGCUGACAAGGUGCGUAAGCAAAUCUCUACCGGAGAUGCCGAGAAGAGGGAAAUGCAAAGUGCCAUACGGGAGCAUGAGAAGCUGGCGGCCAGUUUGGAGAACUGUGAACGCUGCUUUGAUUCCGCCAAGUUGGACAAGCAGUUGCUGGUUUCAUUGGGCGAAAAGAUCUACCUCAGUCUGCCAUGGUAUAUGGGUCUUCAAAGCGGCCACUGCAUUCUGACGACCUUGCAGCAUGUGCCUUGCUGCACGCAGCUAGACGAAGAUGCCUGGGAGGAGAUGAGCAACUUCCGCAAGGCCCUCACCCGCAUGUUUGCCGCCCGACGCCAGGAUGUGGUUUUCUACGAGAUUGCCAACAAACUGCAUCGGCGUCCCCAUCUCAGCGUGCACUGCAUUCCCAUUCCCGCUAGUCAGGGUGAGAUGGCUCCCUUCUACUUCAAGAAGGCCAUCGAAGAAUCGGAGCAGGAGUGGUGCAUCAACAAGCAGCUAGUAUCGCUGCGCCAGAAGUCCUUGCGAGCUGCCAUUCCCAAGGGACUGCCCUACGUGUGGGUGCACUUUGGCAUGGACUCGGGAUUUGCGCACGUCAUCGAGGAUGAGGACCGUUUUCCGGCCAACUUUGCACAGGAAAUCCUUGGCGGUAUGUUGGAACUGAAUCCGAAUGCUUGGCGAAAGCCAAGAAAAGAGUCAAACCCUAUAGGAAAGGUUAAAUCCUUUGCCGAAAACUGGAAGAAGUUUGAUUGCACACAAAAUUAAUUGGAGAUCUACAGAUAAUAUACCUUGAGAUGAUUCAAAUUAUAGAAAAAUAUUUUAAAUUAUCGUUGGAUUUCCACAAAUAUAAGCAAGAAAACA
Messenger RNA from Drosophila eugracilis, 2216 nucleotides. Its product is annotated as CWF19-like protein 2 homolog. Lineage: Eukaryota; Metazoa; Arthropoda; Insecta; Diptera; Drosophilidae. Gene Ontology annotation, biological process: mRNA splicing, via spliceosome. Bases 54 to 2120 code for a protein of 688 amino acids. Gene Ontology annotation, cellular component: post-mRNA release spliceosomal complex. The transcript has 3 exons. The record is from RefSeq and is a predicted model, not a curated record.